GCAGAGCAGAGCGGCGGCCCAGAGUGUUACAGUCUGAGUGGGCCCGGACCUGAAAGGGCCCGGACCUGAAAGGACCCGGACCCAGGUUGGGAGAGCGCGGCUCUCCCCAGUAGCCGAAGAAAGAUAAACCCAGCUCCGACCUCAUAAUCUUGCUAAGAAACUUCGUUUCCAGCAUUGCCCUGAGUCAGUGAGAAAUAAGACAAGCUGCCUUAGGGGGUGCUACCAUCGUAAAAUGGGAAACCACCUUACAGAGAUGGCACCGAAUGCCUCUGUGUUCCUGCCCCACUUCCAGGCCUUGCACGUGGUGGUCAUUGGACUGGACUCAGCAGGAAAGACCUCCCUACUGUACCGGCUCAAAUUCAAGGAGUUUGUCCAGAGUGUACCCACCAAGGGCUUCAAUACAGAGAAGAUCCGAAUGCCUGUGGGAGGGUCUCGGACCAUUACCUUUCAGGUGUGGGAUGUAGGGGGGCAGGAGAAGCUGCGGCCACUGUGGCGAUCCUACACACGGCGAACAGAUGGGAUGGUGUUUGUAGUGGAUGCCACUGAGGCAGAGCGGUUGGAAGAGGCAAAGAUAGAACUCCACCGGAUCAGCCGUGCCUCAGACAACCAAGGUGUGCCUGUGUUGGUGCUGGCCAACAAGCAGGACCAGCCUGGGGCUUUGAGUGCAGCAGAAGUGGAGAAGCGGCUAGCCCUCAAAGAGCUGGCCACUGCCACCCUCACCUACGUCCAGGGCUGCAGUGCAGUGGAUGGACUGGGCCUGCAGCCUGGGCUGGAGAGACUUUAUGAGAUGAUUCUCAAACGAAAGAAAGUGUCUUGGGCUGGAACUGGAAGGAAGAGGUGGUGAAGCCAGAGACCCAUGGUGACCCCACCUAUUCUGGGACACUAGGGACCUAUGUGCCCCUCUGCUCUUCUCACUUAUGAAGGACCAGGAGCCCCUAGCCUCCAGGAAGAACAGAACCAUUGGAAAAGAACCUUCUUUAUACUUGCUUUUUGAAUGCCUUCUGAGGGGUUAGGAUUCUAUAACACCACCUUCCCCCCUCAAUCUCCCAUUAUGUGAAGUGGAGGCUGACAGAGCUGUGGACUCGGAAUUCAAAUGUGACUCUACCUCAUCCCUACUCCUACCUUUCUCCUUCUAGGUUUGAAAAAAAUCAGGAUGGUUUUGUGUGGAAGGGGUGAAGUUUGGAAAAUGGACACAAGGUUAAACUUGAACCCCCCUCCUGAAUUUUAAAUUUUUAGUCUAUAUUUCAAACCCUAAGGGUUUGUUUUCUAAGGACCUCAGUUCACAAUAAAUAGUCUCUAUUUUUUUUUAAUGUGUGUGAAAUUCUCAAGUGAAAUGUCCUUCCCUACCCUGUCCCCCCCUUAAAAAAAGCCAUGUCUGUUCUGUAUUAUUAAUAACAGUAAUUUUUUAGGAUUUGUCUGUAUUAAGUUAUUAAAAUAGUGAAACUGUGGUCUUGGUA
This is a messenger RNA of Trichosurus vulpecula (common brushtail), 1457 nucleotides long. RefSeq names its product ADP ribosylation factor like GTPase 4D (gene ARL4D). The record is from RefSeq and is a predicted model, not a curated record. Bases 233 to 844 code for a protein of 203 amino acids. Gene Ontology annotation, cellular component: cytoplasm. NCBI's taxonomy places the organism in Eukaryota, Metazoa, Chordata, Mammalia, Diprotodontia, Phalangeridae. Gene Ontology annotation, biological process: vesicle-mediated transport; intracellular protein transport. Gene Ontology annotation, molecular function: GTPase activity; GTP binding. The transcript has 2 exons.